AAGGCAGCUUCGUAUUAAAAAAAAGAUAUAUUUACUUCCCAUUUAGCUGCUAUUUGUAGGAGCAUUUUAAUGAAUAUAAAUUAAGCGCAAUAUGUAAAUUUGAAAGAGUGGGUGUGAAGUAAAUAAACUCACGCCAGAAGGCCAUAAAGGCAGACAUUUUUUUAUCAUCCUGGCUUUGAAUAAAUUACAAUAUUACAACAAAUAUGUAAUUUAAAUGAAUAGUAAAAAUCAGCUAACAGUACUGUUUUUAUACACAAAAAGCAGAAGCAAAUAAUUUCUUUUUCCAGUGUUUAAUAGUAAAUUGCAAUUGGCCAACCGAUGAGUUUGAAUGGAACUGGUCUACACGUGUCGAAUGGGUUUAAGUCAAGGUUUGUAAAAUUGUAAACAAAACAAAACACUGUUGCAUCGAUUGUUUACAUUUUACGAGAAAUCCAAACGAAUACAACAAAACAACAGUAAAACAAUAGACUAAAGCGACGGUAGCAAUAAAGUUGAAAAUAUACAAAUGAAAUGUAAGUGGAAGGAUAAAAAAAAGGAAUUAAUGGCAGUCGUCUUCAAAUGUUGUAAUAGAAAAGAAAAUUGAUUUGAAAUAUUCCGCUGGUUCUUAUCUGAAACGCUAGGCUUAGCUUUUCCAUCAAUCUUCAGUGUUUUUGGCAUCGUUUCUCCCGGUGAAAGGUGAUAAGCUUACAACGAGCCUAAAACACAUCGUCGCUUUUUUGCUCCCGUGAUUUGAGUGAAAAUGGACACGUUUGUGGAGAACUUUCACACCAAGAAGGACGUGGAACGAAUGGAGUACCUACCGUUAGGACGGACCGGAUUAAAGGUAUCGAAGGUUUCCUUUGGUACGGGCACAUUUAGUCAACUUUACGGUGAUCUCGAUGAAGCGAAAGCCGUGGAAGCGGUAGUGUAUGCGGUGAAGCGAGGGAUCAACUACUUCGACACUGCACCUUUUUACGGCCAGGGUCGUUCGGAGGAGGUGCUCGGAAAAGCGUUGCGGAAAAUACCACGGCAGGCAUACUAUGUCGCUACCAAAGUGGGACGCUAUGAGCGAGAUUACGAGCGUAUGUUUGAUUACAGUGCGGUAAAGACGCGCGAAAGUGUGGAAAGAAGCCUAAAGCUGCUCGGCGUAGAUUACAUCGAUGUGGUGCAAAUUCACGACGUGGAGUUCGCACCGAAUCUGGACAUUAUAGUGGAGGAGACUCUUCCCACACUGGAAGCGUUGCGUGUGGAAGGAAAGCUACGCUUUAUCGGCGUGUCCGCCUAUCCGCUGCAUGUGUUGAAGCAAAUCAUUGCAAAAGCACCUGAACGUUUCGAUACCGUUCUGUCCUACUGCCGUAACACACUUUUCGACGAUUCGCUGAAGGAAUACAUUCCGUUCUUCCAACAAAAUCAAUUGGGCAUUAUUUGCGCUUCCGGCCAUGGUAUGGGGUUACUUACGAACAGUGGCCCACAACCGUGGCAUCCAGCCGAUGGGCAAAUGAAAUUAGUUUGCCAGGAAGCAGCAAACCACUGUAAGCAGCAGAGCAUUGAGCUAGGUAAGUUGGCAAUGCAUCACUCAAUUCAACUGCCUGGCCCAGCAACGUUUCUAGCUGGGAUGCAGACAACGGAAUUAGUUAACAUCAAUCUGGACGCAUACUUCAAUGGCCUAUCGAAAAAGGAAGCUGAAGUGUUGGCGUAUCUAAAAGAAAGUGUAUUUUCCAAAACUAACAACACUCACUGGGAAGGGGUUGAGCUGGAGUCAUACUGGACAGCUAUGAAAGCGGCAAAAAUGGAAUUAAAUUCAUGAGCAAAGAUGUUAUCAAAGUUGGCUGUACAGCGAUUAAUUCGCAACGGGUGCGCAUUUUAAAUAAACGUCAAAUCGAACCACAUGGAACCUUCGAAACGUCA
Messenger RNA from Anopheles funestus (African malaria mosquito), 1887 nucleotides. RefSeq lists its product as uncharacterized. The record is from RefSeq and is a predicted model, not a curated record. NCBI's taxonomy places the organism in Eukaryota, Metazoa, Arthropoda, Insecta, Diptera, Culicidae. Gene Ontology annotation, molecular function: L-galactose dehydrogenase activity. Gene Ontology annotation, cellular component: cytosol. The coding region runs from base 740 to 1786 and encodes 348 amino acids. The transcript is spliced from 4 exons.